GAAGAAAGGCCAGUCAAUUCUUAACCGCGGUCAAAUAAAUAUAGCGAUGAGUCUUAAGAUGUCACAUAAAAUUGGAAGUAAUAUUGCUUUUCGAUUUUGGCUUCUUCUGUUUUUAGUACACGUUUCAUAUGGCCUCAACUUAGGACUAAUCUCCGGAGACCUCAAGCGUACUUCUAAUCCUCUUAUUAUCAGAAAGACUUCACACCACUCCCCAGUGACUAUAAAUAUAAAAUCAGGAUUACCCAAACUACCUGCUGUAAUUCCCCCUGUAUUCACACCUAAGAUAUCUAAAAAACCUUCUGCAAUAAAAACAAAGAAAAAACCUCUUUUAACUAAAGCUCUUCGCUUGCGUAAAUUACCAAAAUUACCUAAGUUGCGAAAAUUACCAAAAUUACCAAAAUUGCGUAAAUUACCUAAAGUGCCACGGACACUUAAAUUACCAAAGAUACCUAAAUUACCUCUGUUGCCGUUAAUACCUCCCUUACCUUUAAUACCAAAAUUACCAUUCUUACCAUUGUUACCGGUUUUACCUCCAAUGCCACUUUUACCAAGAUUUUCCAAAGUGUUAAAACCUAUCCGCAUACCGAUUUUAGGUAAAAGUACCUUAAAGGCAUUAGGCUCGGAAAUACGUCCAAUUCGUGUUCCUGCUCCUAAUUUAAAAAGAAACAUUUUGGAAAAGCUUGUUAAGCUAAGAAAUGAUGGAUCUCUCACCACUGCUGAAUUUAUUCGUUUUAAGAAACUUUUGUUGUAAUAGUAAAUUAUACUAGAUUAUGAAAAAAAUAACUAUUUAUUUUUAUUAUUUGGGUAAAUUAAAAUGUAAGGUAGUUAAUAA
This is a messenger RNA of Pararge aegeria (speckled wood butterfly), 832 nucleotides long. RefSeq names its product RNA-binding protein 12-like. The coding region runs from base 47 to 751 and encodes 234 amino acids. Lineage: Eukaryota; Metazoa; Arthropoda; Insecta; Lepidoptera; Nymphalidae. The transcript has 2 exons. The record is from RefSeq and is a predicted model, not a curated record.